Molecule: messenger RNA, 2034 nt
Organism: Impatiens glandulifera
Lineage: Eukaryota; Viridiplantae; Streptophyta; Magnoliopsida; Ericales; Balsaminaceae
Product: ankyrin repeat-containing protein At5g02620-like
Exons: 4
Coding region: 356-1975 (539 amino acids)
Cellular component (GO): plasma membrane
Molecular function (GO): protein phosphatase regulator activity; protein phosphatase 1 binding
Source: RefSeq, a predicted model, not a curated record
UCCAGAAUUUUUUGGAUCCUUCUUCACCAAAUUCAUAUUUUUUCUGACCUAAUAAAAACCUAUCUUCGCCAAGUGCGGAGAUAGAAUGUAGGCACUGUGCAUUUAUUGAUGCAAAAUUAAAACAUGAGAAGGAGGAGAUAUACAUUUUUGUAACAGGAUCUGAAUGUUUGAUGAUGGAUGAGGAAGACAAAAGUGUUUGAAUAAAUGUCUCUGCGUAUGGGUUGAACUUGAAUUGUUUUUUGUGGGUUGGAGAAAUCUCGAAGGAUUUGGAAGAAAGAUGCGAUUUUUGAUCUGGGUAUUUGAGGGGAAGAAAAAGAAAAGAAUUGAGUUUGCAUAAACUAAACUUGUAACGAAAAUGGAGUCACAUGCGAAGCAAGAAAAGAUGCCUCGGAAGAAAAUGGUAAAACAACUAACAGGCAAAAGGGACGACACCUCUCUGCAUCUGGCGGCGAGGGGCGGUCAGCUGACGGUGAUAAUGGAGACGAUUGCAGGUAUUGAGGACGACAAUCGCUUGUCUGAGGUUCUCUGUAAGCAAAAUCAAUCUGGAGAAACAGCCCUUUAUGUUGCUGCAGAAUAUGGAUAUGCAGAACUGGUUAGGGAGAUGAUCAAGUAUUAUGACAUUUUUGCCGCUGGAAUUAAAGCAAGAAAUGGCCUUGAUGCCUUACACAUUGCUGCAAGACAAGGAGACUUAGAUGUGGUGAAGGCCCUGAUGGAGGCAUAUCCUGAGCUUUCAAUGACCGUUGAUACGUCAAACACGACAGCCCUAAACACGGCUGCUACACAAGGGCAUAAGGAGGUGGUCGAUUACCUACUGUGUUCCGGGAGUGGCCUGGCUGCUAUAGCCAAAAGCAAUGGGAAAACCGCUUUGCAUUCGGCUGCCAGAAACGGCCACACCGAAGUUGUCAAGGCCCUUCUUAGAGCAGAGCCUGCUAUUGCCACUAGAGAAGACAAAAAGGGUCAAACCGCUCUUCACAUGUCGGUUAAGGGUCUCAACAUCCCGGUCGUCGAAGCACUCCUUCAGGGAGAACCUUCUUUGAUCAACAUGGUCGACAAUAAGGGAAACACAGCCCUGCAUAUCGCCACCCGCAAAGGCAGGGCUCAGAUUGUGGAGAAGCUGUUGGGUUUCCCUGGAUUAGAUAAAACGGCGGUUAACAGGUAUAGCGAAACGGCGAUAGACACGGCGGAGAAAACCGCACAACCGGAGAUUCAACUGGUGCUGAGGAAUCACGGUGUGGUGAAGGCGACGGAAUUGGCGAAGCAGCAGGAGGUAACUCCAGCGAGAGAGUUAAAACAGACUGUCUGCGAGAUUAAAAACGAGGUCCACGACCAAUUAGAACACGCCCGUCAGACGAGGAAAAGGGUUCAGGGUAUCGCGAAACGCAUCAACAAAAUGCAUUCUGAAGGGCUCAACAACGCUAUAAAUUCAACAACGGUGGUGGCCGUCCUGAUAGCAACGGUGGCAUUCGCCGCCAUUUUCACAGUCCCUGGUCAAUUCGCUGACGACCCGAAUAACCUUAGCCCUGGUAUUUCCCUGGGAGAGGCAAACAUAUCGGCAACUCCUGCAUUCGCGAUUUUCUUCAUAUUCGAUUCGUUCGCGUUGUUCCUGUCGCUGGCGGUUGUGAUUGUUCAAACAUCGGUGGUGGUGAUAGAGAGCAAGGCGAAGAAGAAGUUGAUGAUGGUUAUAAACAAGCUCAUGUGGGUGGCUUGUUUGAUGAUCUCGGUUGCGUUUCUGGCGUUGACGUUCACAGUUGUGGGGGUGGAAGAGAGGUGGUUGGCUGUAGCCGUGACCAUAAUUGGAUCCACCAUAAUGAUUAGUACGUUGGGAUUGAUGAGUUAUUGGGUGGUGAGACAUCGGAUUGAGGAUUGGCACAUUAGGAAGAAUUCCAGGAGUUCUAGAUCAUCCUGGUCUCGAGUAAUGUCGGUUGCUUCUGAGAAUGAGGCUCAAAGUGCCUUCAAGAAUAUGUAUGCCAUUUGACUUUUCCACAUUUCUAUUCUAUUCAUUUUUAUAUUAACUACUUUCCAAGAUUUAUGUUG